AUGUUCGACGUACGUGACGCUGCCCCCGUGUAUUUCGAUGGGAUUGAAACAGGCCUGACCUUCCUUGUAGUGACGAGAGAGGAUAUGCAGUCUCUCAAAAAUGACUGGCUCACAGAUAAUGUUAUCUCCUUUUGGGAGGAAUAUCUAGAACGCGAAUUCCUCGUACAGUAUAAAUCAUCCAACAUCGUUCUCUUGCGACCCAGCAUGUCCUUUAUGAUCCUACAAACGCCGAAUCCUCACUCGUUGCGCGAGGCUUUGCCGGACUUCUCGCGCACGACGCACGUCUUCCUUCCUAUCAAUGACUGUCGCAAUGUGACCGAAGCGGAGGGCGGCACUCACUGGUCACUGUUACUCAUUUCCAUUGUGGACGGAAUCGCCUUCCACUACGACUCACUUCCCCCCGGGAAUGUGUGGGAGGCUCGAGAAGUGACCCAGAAAUUCGGUGCCCUUCUGAACCGACCUAUCCGGUUCAUCCAUCUGGAUGAUUCUCCUACCCAGGAGAAUGGGAGCGACUGCGGCGUUUUCGUCUGUCUGAGCAUGCGACAUCUCUUACUCAAACGACUUCUGACAGCCAAUGCCAGCGAAAAGAUCAGUAUGAGUCUCGGUGGGAAGAAAGUAGAUGCCCGCGCGGGCAGGAAGGAAAUAGCCAAGAUUAUCAAUGGCUUCAGAAAAGAGGGAGAGCGGCGUAGAUCAGCCAGUCUAAGUCCGUUAGGAAAGAAAUCGCGAAGUCCCCCGCGGAUUGAUUAA
Molecule: messenger RNA, 747 nt
Organism: Aspergillus tanneri
Lineage: Eukaryota; Fungi; Ascomycota; Eurotiomycetes; Eurotiales; Aspergillaceae
Product: Ulp1 protease family protein
Exons: 4
Coding region: 1-747 (248 amino acids)
Biological process (GO): proteolysis
Molecular function (GO): cysteine-type peptidase activity; deNEDDylase activity
Source: RefSeq, a predicted model, not a curated record